GCAUCUUUACCCUUUUAAGAGAAUGACAAAGCCUCAAUUAGGAUAUAAGAUACGUAUAUGGAAUGUUUUGAAGAAUUUGCACCACUUAUUUCUGUAUUAUAUAAAAUAUGCAGAUGAGAUAAUUAAUUUUUGAGAAUUAUCAGAAACACGAUACUAAAAAUAUUUACAUCUUUUCUCUUUGUUCUAUAUCUCAACCUACCUCACUUCACUCACUCACUCCAAAUUGAAGCUUAAAAGCAGUGAGUACCAACUUUCCUUCUGGUUCAAACCUUCUUCUCUAUCUCUUCCUUUGUUACACUGCAGAUUCAUUCUCUAAACCAAAAUCUCUUACCCUUCAUCAUCGAGAUAUGAAAGGCAUAGACAUCUUCUGUGCAUCACAGGCCUCAACAGCCAUAUGUCUUAGCAUGGAUGAACCCUCUUCUUCCAUUUCCAACACUGCUCAAUUUGGUGGCAGAGCCAUUGAUCGCCACAACCCCAUCAUCACAGAUCCAAGAAGAACACCUUCCAGAGACUUCAUUGUCCCCAGUUCUUCUCCUAAGCCCCACAUCGACUCCAAACCUCUGCAUGAUCAUCUCCCCAAGCCUAAGAAAAACUCCACUUCCAAGCCAAGUGGCCAGAAAAAGAAACAUGCAACAAAGGGUCUUGAUCAAAAGAAGAAAAGUAGUGUGGAAAAAUUGACUGAACACAUCACAAACAAUUACUCUUCAAAACCCAUUGAUAGUGUUCUGAGAAGGAGUUGGGCUAGGCCACCUACUGAUUUGAUCACCCCUCCUGGUUCCUCAAGAUAUUUGCUCAGUGACAUGCCUUCCUUCCAUGGUGGAUCAUCACUUUAUGAUCCUGUUCUGGCUUUAACUAACGUUGACAAGGAGAAAGCUCAAGUCCUUCAUCAUGAUAAACCCUCUUCUAGCUCCUCUCUUCCAAAAUCUGCUUCCUCAGACCAGGUUGUAGUUUUGAGGGUUUCUCUGCACUGCAAAGGUUGUGAAGGGAAGGUGAGAAAACAUCUCUCCAGAAUGCGAGGAGUAACAUCCUUCAACAUAGACUUUGCGGCAAAGAAGGUUACAGUGGUUGGUGAUGUGACUCCUUUGAGCGUAUUGGCAAGCAUAUCAAAGGUGAAGAAUGCACAAUUUUGGCCAGAACCUGUUUCAGUAGUUGGAUCCGGUUAUGCAGAAACAAAAAAAACAAAUUUUAUCUAACUCAUAUUGCCAUUAUUGUGCUGCUGCUUCUUUUUUUCAGUUAGAAUUUCAAGGUUCGAACUGGGUAGUAAUUUAAUUAGUGUAAAUACAAAUGUUAGAAAGUACUGUAACUUUGGCUUUGAAGAGAUAUUAGAGUUUAUUUGGAAGGAACCUUAGUUUUGUAUUGGUCUAAUUUCUGUUGAAAAAUUUUACUCUA
Messenger RNA from Vigna unguiculata (cowpea), 1389 nucleotides. RefSeq names its product protein SODIUM POTASSIUM ROOT DEFECTIVE 2-like. The record is from RefSeq and is a predicted model, not a curated record. Lineage: Eukaryota; Viridiplantae; Streptophyta; Magnoliopsida; Fabales; Fabaceae. Gene Ontology annotation, molecular function: metal ion binding.